Gongylonema pulchrum is the source of this 318-nucleotide messenger RNA. The record is from the annotation of a GenBank genome assembly. NCBI's taxonomy places the organism in Eukaryota, Metazoa, Nematoda, Chromadorea, Rhabditida, Gongylonematidae.
UUGCAGCGUAAAUGUAUUGAAUUUGCGCUAAAAGCGAAGCCACACCGACGCUAUAUACCUCGCAAUCGAUUCCAGUACCGUGUUUGGUGGUUCGUAACAUCUCAGUUCUUUGAAUACGUCAUAUUUAUAAUAAUACUGCUAAACACGACCACACUGGCGAUGAAGCAUUAUCCUCCGGACCCCGGCAUGGACCAUGUCCUCGAUGUGCUCAAUCUCAUUUUUACGGGAGUUUUUGCACUUGAAGCAGUAUUUAAAAUCAUCGCCUUGAAUCCUAAAAAUUAUUUUGGAGACAGGCAAGUCAUUUUUCUUUUUUUCUGA